Molecule: messenger RNA, 2046 nt
Organism: Cherax quadricarinatus
Lineage: Eukaryota; Metazoa; Arthropoda; Malacostraca; Decapoda; Parastacidae
Source: RefSeq, a predicted model, not a curated record
ACUGAGAAAGGUAUCGCAGCGUUUUCACCUCGUCUUCCAUGUUAAGACAUCGUCUUUACCUACUGGUGGUGGCUCUGAUUACGUCUAGUGUUCUCCCAAGAGUCCAGGGACAGAGGGCAGAGACCUACUGCUUCACAGAUGACCCUGACCCCUACGUCAGGUUCUCCACCAAGACUGCUUACACCUUGGUUAAUGGAGAGUUUACCCAUGAGGACCUUGUUCCAGAAGGGUGCGAGGCCCGGCAGGCGUGGCACCUGAUGAGGCAUGGCACCCGCUACCCAUCGGAGAAUGACAUCAUUGUCUUCACUGUCCUCCUACCCACUCUCCAGGAUGGCAUCCUCCUCGCUCACCAGGAUGGUCUAGGAGAGUUGUGUGAGGGAGACUUGAAGCUGCUGGCGGACUGGUCGCUGGGAGAUCUCAACGUGAGCUGGGCUAACGUGCUCACAUCUCAGGGACACCUAGACUUAGAAGGCCUCGCCACCAGGUACAAAGAAGCCAUCCCGCUCCUCCUAGAUCAACCUUUCACAAACGAAUCGUUCAAGUUCCGACACACUGCCACUCAGAGGACGGAGGCCAGCGCGAGGUCCUAUGCUCAGGGACUCUUCGGCAGUGACGUGUACAUGCCCCCUCCCAUCGACCCAGAUCCUCUCCUCAAAUAUUACGAGGUGUGCACCAGCUACCAGACGCAAGUAGCGGACAAUCCGGAGGCAACGAUAGAGAGUCAACUGUAUCUGGAGGGAGAAAAGAUGGCUGCCGUUGCUACUAACGUCUCCCGACGCCUCGGCAUUCCUCUCGGCCUCGAGGAGUUGGAGGUGUUGUAUGAUGCUUGUCGCUUCUACAAAGCCUGGGACCCUCUAGCACCUGCGGCCUGGUGCGUGGCGCUCACUCCUGACGACCUCAAGGUGCUGGAGUACUGGCAAGACAUCAGUUACUACUACACCAACGGCUAUGGUCACGCCAUUAACUACGAGAUGGCGUGUCCUCCCAUACAAGACCUCAUUGAGCACUUCAGCGCCGUGGUGGAGGGGCGGGGAGGUCCCAGCGGGGUCUUCUACUUCACACACAGUGAUGCUGUGGUUCCUGUGAUGACCCGCCUGGGACUGUAUAAAGACUCCGCCCCUCUCACUCAUGACCAAGAGAACCCUGACCGUCUCUGGCGCACCUCUUCACACGGCAUCUUUGCCACAAACCUGGCCUUCACCCUCUCCUCCUGCGGCGCCGACGGGUGGUGGGUGAGCCUUGCGAUGAGCGAGCAUUUGGUGGCACUAGAUGGGUGUGCCAGCCACUUGGGGUGUACGUGGGAAGAGUUCAUCGCCACCUACGGUUACCUGCAACAGUGUGAUCUGGAUGCCAUAUGUAACAACACACGUACUGGAAGGAGCUCCUCCGCAGCCAGUGGAGGUCCAGAGCUGGCGUGGGUCGAGGGCGUGCUCCACGCCAUCACUAAAUGGACAUCAAAACUCUUCACCUAGAACGCGUGUACGGUAAACUUUUUCACCUAGACCCUACAAUACAUAAAUACCAGACCUCUUCACUUACAAAGCUAGAAUACCUGGACUAAAAAAAAUCUUUAACUGGAAUACUUUCCCAUUAAACUAGCUAAUAGUUUAAUGGGAUCUGAAGUCAUGAUCACCUAGGAGACCAAGGCUUCAGAUCCCAUAGACCGCCUCGUCAACACUCCUCUUCGCUCACAUCCACAUCUUUCUGAAGUCACGAAAUCUUUGUAUUGAAAAAACCCGGGAACCUUGACCAAAACGUUGAAUUUUAUAGAAUUAACAAAUGAUAAUAAAAUACAACUUACGCAACUUUACGUACAAAAUGUUUGCAUACAGUCAUAAGAAUUUUACAAAAAUAAUAUAUAUCUUUGGAAAUUUACAAGAAAAAGAACAGGUAAUCUACUCUAAAUAUCCUUCUAAUAAAAUAAGUAUAAAAAUACGUGUUUUUGGAAAAAUUAAAAAUGUUCCACUUAAAUUACUUAAAAUCGAGUAAUUUUACAGUUACUGGUAAGAUUAUUUUAGUAGUUAAAGAAAUAAAAGUUCAAUGGCU